AUGGGGGCGUGCGUUUCCCGUCCGGAGAACUGCGUGGGGGGGAAAUCCGGCGGGCUGAGGAAGAAGAAGAACAGAAGGAGGAGAAAGGUUUUGAGGAAAAGGGCUCAUUCCCAUUUGUCUGAUAUGUCUUCGGACAGUAGAAUCGAAAAGCUUACACCUUUACCCGAGGAUCGUGCCUUCAACAACCCUACUUUUCAUGGUAGUGUUGAGGAGGCAUGGUUCGAUUCUGCUGCUAUCCUUGAUUCAGAUUGGAGUGACGAAGAUUACCAAAGUAUUCCCGAUGAUGUUCUCUCUCUAAGCGGCUCAGCCUCCGAAGAGCACUCUGAACCUUCGAGUGCCCUAACAUCUGCACGCAAUUCCACUCACGGAAAAGUCACUUUUCCUCAUAACAACUCGCUUAUCGGGCCAAAGCCCGUUUACGCUGACGAGAUCUCGGGCUCUGGCCCACACGGAGAAACAUCAACACAUGAUGAUGAUAGCUUAUUGGAAAACUGUGGAAUUAUCCCGAGCAAUUGCUUGCCUUGCCUGGCUUCGGCUGUUAAUAAUGGUGGUGCGGUCGAAAAGAGACGGGAUAAGAAAAAAGAGCUUGCUCCGAAUUGUGCUGCGUAUUAUCCAUUCGGUCUCGACGUGUUUUUAUCUCAGAGAAAGUUAAAUCACAUUGCUCGAUUUAUAGAACUUCCCUUUGUAAAACCUUCUGGGAAGCUUCCACCUAUCCUUGUCGUGAAUGUUCAGAUACCUUUAUAUCCUGCCGCAAUUUUUCAAGGUGAAACAGAUGGUGAAGGAAUCAGCUUUGUUUUGUAUUUUAAACUUUCUGAAAGCUUUGCCAAAGACCUUCCACCCCAUUUUCAGGAUAAUAUUCGGAGGUUAAUCGACGAUGAAGUAGAAAAAGUCAAAGGUUUUCGUUCGGAAACAAUUAUUCCCUUCCGAGAAAGAUUGAAAAUAUUGGGCCGUGUGGCGAAUGUGGAAGACCUUCCAAUGAGUGGGGCAGAACGAAAACUCAUGCACGCCUACAAUGAAAAGCCCGUGCUUUCGCGCCCUCAGCAUGAGUUUUACUCUUGUUUUUUNAAUGUGGAAGACCUUCCAAUGAGUAGGGCCGAACGAAAACUCAUGCACGCCUACAAUGAAAAGCCCGUCCUUUCGCGCCCUCAGCACGAAUUUUACUCUGGCGAGAAUUAUUUCGAGAUCGACUUGGACAUGCACAGAUUCAGCUACAUUUCGAGGAAAGGGUUCGAAACAUUCCUGGACAGACUUAAGCUGUGUGUUCUGGAUUUCGGAUUAACAAUUCAGGGCAAUAAGGCUGAAGAGUUGCCAGAGCACCUUUUGUGUUGUGUAAGAUUGAAUGAAAUUGAUUAUUCAAAUUAUUAUCAGCUUGGGGUUUAUGAGGAGAAUCUUGAAUAA
Striga asiatica is the source of this 1398-nucleotide messenger RNA. Lineage: Eukaryota; Viridiplantae; Streptophyta; Magnoliopsida; Lamiales; Orobanchaceae. The record is from the annotation of a GenBank genome assembly.